Fraxinus pennsylvanica is the source of this 348-nucleotide messenger RNA. Lineage: Eukaryota; Viridiplantae; Streptophyta; Magnoliopsida; Lamiales; Oleaceae. The record is from the annotation of a GenBank genome assembly.
AUGUUGCGAGAAGACAUCCUUUUUGGCUUCUUCAAACUGCUACCAAUUCACAUUAUUGUUCGGGCUUGUCAGGGUCUUGCUUUUCAGGAUCUUCCUCCUCUUCCUCUUUCUUUUCUUCUUCUUCCUCCUCAUCUUCUUCUGGAGGAUCAGCUGGCAUUGGCGGUGGUUAUACCCAAACCUUCCCGGCAUGGCCAACAACAUGAUGAGAUUCCCAAGUCACCAGAAGCAGAUGACAAGGCUUUUCUUCAGAAGAAGAAGGAAGAGGAGAAGGCUCUGAAGGAGCUUAAAGCAAAGGCUCAAAAGGGAGCACUUGGAGGUGCAGGGCUGAAGAAAAGUGGAAAGAAAUGA